AUGUAUGGCCUAGCGGUACGGCAAGGAAGUGAUGAAGCACAAGAAAACGAUGAUGAAGCAGAAGCAGUUGCUAGAUUGCAGGAAAAAUGCUUAGCUGCUUUUCAUCAUCUCAUCGUCCAGGAAAACAAAGAGAAUCAACAUUAUUAUUGUCCAGAUGGAAUGACAAAUUGGUGUAGUUAUAAACGUUAUCAAGCAACGAAUGGAAAUGAGGAUGAAGAAAAGGACAAAAACCGGCUUGAUCCUGUGUUUCUUGAUGCAUUACAAAAAAUGAUCGAAGAUUUAACAUCAAAAGAAUUUGGUGGUAGCGCUUCGAUGUUAGAAUUCUUCGAACAAUCAGACAUUGAAAUUAACGAAGAAUUAUAUUCGAAUUUAGUGGCUAGAGAUGAAAAACGUAUUCAGAAAGCAGAACAAACAGCAGCGCAACGCUAA
Molecule: messenger RNA, 429 nt
Organism: Didymodactylos carnosus
Lineage: Eukaryota; Metazoa; Rotifera; Eurotatoria; Philodinida; Philodinidae
Source: the annotation of a GenBank genome assembly